This is a messenger RNA of Lymnaea stagnalis (great pond snail), 9033 nucleotides long. NCBI's taxonomy places the organism in Eukaryota, Metazoa, Mollusca, Gastropoda, Lymnaeidae. The record is from the annotation of a GenBank genome assembly.
UUAAUGUUUACGCCAUGUUGUGUUUCCUUCCUGUUACAAAAAAAAAAAGGCAUUAACAUGUGAUAGUUUAACACCAAAUGUUCACAGCAAGGGAAACGGCUACAUCAAUCCUUUACUGCGCAGUGAAUCAUUACUGUUAUAGAAGCAUACUUAACCAUCCACUCUCGCAACAGUAUCCCGAUAAGCUACUGGUCAUUCACGGCACUUUUCGUAAAAACGAAAUGGUUCUGCUAAUAAAAAAUGUAUCCCUACAGAUGUUUUUCGUGUUCGUGUGUUGCAGGUGUGAUGAAACUUCCAACGGUAAGAAUUUUACUCUUUAUUAAAUGCGUGAAAAUUUUGCCCGAAAAUUUCAUUACGUCGGAUGAAAAAUAAUUUGUUAAUUAUUUCUUAUUUGGGUGACAUAAUCCCCUUUUUCAAUAUAAACAAAAGGCUAAUCCAAUGGAUCAGAACAUUUUACGAACACUAAGCUUUUUUUGGGGGUAUAUUGAAUAUAUCAAUUUUAAAUUAUUGUUUUUAAAUUUUACACAGCAUGAGGCAUAAUAUGUUAAUAAUGUUUAUCCAUGUAAUAGAAAUGAAUGAUGCACAGACUUCUGUGUUCGGUGUAACAACUAAACUUUAUUCUAGAUUAUACACCCUUUUGUAAACCUCUACAAUCAUGAUCACUCAUUCCAAUUUUCCAUGCAUUUAAGUUUAAAACAUUCAUAAAUCAAAACAACUGACAACGUCCAGUCAUUCCACAUAACAAUAACACAGGCCAAUCAGGUCACAAACUUCACUCACUACUCACAUUAAUAAUCGUCAGACAUGCUCUCACAAUACAUGUCUUUACUCCUGUAAAAAGAUAACAAUUCAUUUUAAAUAUUAAAAAAAAGGGUAUAGGGUAAAGGGUUAUAGUGUGAAAGACUAAAGAAGAACUUUUCUAAAGAAUGGAAUAGUAAUUUUGGAUCAGGCUGAUGGAUACUGAUGGUCCUUUCGGUGUGACAUAAGAGGAUUCUGGGGAGCGUAGUAUGCACGACCAGUUUCCUUGAUAAACAUCAAUUUUAGUGUCUCUAAUGUGAACAAUAAUGUACAGGUUUUCAAACGCAUGGCACAGAAGACUUUGACAAAAAAAUUUCAGUGGCUAAAAAUAGAAUUUUGGGGGUGGGGAUCAGACACAUCUGUGGUACUAAGACUUUUUCUCAUACACAACAACCAGUGUAAGUGUAAGUGUUUGACCUGCAUCCUGGUGUUAAAAAAAUUAGGAGGUUAUCAGAUUGAUUGGAUAACGAAAUUUUAGACAGAACUUUCUGCGUGAGCGGACGUAAGCAAUGGAGAGAACUUACCUGUAAUCAAUCGGAUGUAGGUCAUGGUAAGAACUGACCCAGUAAGCUGAUGUAUGUCAUGGCCAGAACUGUCAUGUAAGUAGAUGGGGGAAAACUAACAUGUAAGCAGAUGUUGUUCAUGGGAAGAACUAACAUGUAAGCAAAAUAAAGUCAUAGGAACAACUAACAUUUAAGCUAGGGUGACUAAAUUAUGAACUGGAAAAAACGGGACACACCCAAGGAGCGUUUGGGAGGGGAUACCAUCAAGGUAAAGAGGGGUCCGGAGACCUCCGCCCGCAUCUAUUUAUUGAAACAUGCUCUUUUUAACUGUUUUGAGACCAACAUUUUUUGUUUCAAAUUUACCUUGACUUCUCUUAUUUAAUUUAAAAGGAAAAUAAUAAUUUUGUAGUGAAUAUGGCAGGGACUCUGCCUUUUACGCAGCGUCGGCAGAAUGGCAGAGGGGGGAACAGUGCAGCAAUCCCGCGACCCCCAUAUCACUACUGGCAAUUUCUACAAAGAAAGACUAAAUAUUACUUGAAGUUAUAUUAUAAAUUAAUAAGUGUUAGUGAUUUAAAAAUGUGUUUGGUUUUAGAAACGGGACAUUUAGGCGUCCCGGAAGAUUUUUUCGGGACACCGGGUACGUUUUUAUGGGCCGUGCGGUCACCCUAAUGUAAGCAAAUGUAGGUCAUUGGUAGAACUUGCAUGUAAGCAAAUGUAGGUCAUGGGAGGACCUAAUAUGUAAGCAGAUGUAGGUCAUGGGAAUAACCAACAUGUGAGAAGAUGUAGUUCAAUGGAAUAUCGAACUCGUAAGAAUAUGUAGAUCAUGGAAAGAACUAACAUGUGAGCAUCUAUGAUUUUUUUACGAAGGCACUUUAUAUUUCUAUAUCUUUCAAAUGCAAUGUAUACUAUUGCUUAAAACAUAUACCACACGUUUUUCUCUCUAUCACCAUAAGGUUCACUCUCUGUUUGUGAGGAGUACAACAUCAUCACCCUGGAAGCUUCUCUACAGGAAACUUUCACCUACGGGAUUUGCAUAAAAGCUCGAGCACAUGCCCCUCAAGUAAAUUUAGUGACCGACACCAGGAAAGGUUAUCUUGUGGGCAACUCCACCAAAUACGCACUGCGCUACGCAAGAGAUCCCAAAGAGCUUGGACAAGACAGACUGACGCUUGAGAUAACCAACAUGACAGUCAACGACUUUGUCAAGUACAAGAUUGUAUCUGUCGUGGGCGGCAAAGAGGAUGUGAUCUUCAGAAUAAAUUUAGUGCAUAGUGGUAAAGCAUUUUAGUUAACAACACUUAAAAUUAACUGUUGAGCAAACAAAGAUUUCGUCCAAAGACUAACACACAUACAAUGCCCCGUAUGUCCUAGUUAUAUAAUUUGCUUUUUUGUCUUUACAAAGAUAAUAUGGUUUGCGUAAUGUACAAUUUCACUGGCUUCAAUGCUAAUUAAAGAUAACCCAAGAAAACCCCUUUUUUAGACUCUAUUGUCAUUAAAAAUAUUGAUGAACUAUUCUACUUCAACAACACAAAAAAUUUCUUGUAAGAAUAUUGAAGUAUCGGUAAAAAAAAAAGUAUUUCUAUUUGGCUUGUGCUGCAUGUUUUAAAUACUCCUGUAAGUAUAGCCACGGUUUUUUUUGUUUUCCUUUCUUUCUUUAAGUCGGUAUUUGAAACAUCCUUUUUGUAACGCGCUGAUGCACUGAGUCCACCAUUGAGUGUGUGUUGGUUAAUUCUCUGUCUGUGUCCAUAGGUUGUCCUGAACGCUGGUGCUCGGUUGAACAAGGAAGAUGCUUGCUGGUUAUCAAGAAAAACGCAUCCUGCGCGGAGGCGAGGAGCAUUUGCGGCAGUAACAACGGGACUCUGUAUGACGGCACGUUCAGCUACAGGUCACGGCAUUGUUCGAGUGAGCGGAAACACGCGGGGCGUCGGCUUCGAUAAGUGAAAACGGAAAUAAUGACAUGAACUGUUCUUCCAUUGUUUUUUUCGGUAGUGCGCGCAGAGCUCUUUAUAUGAUUAUAGGAAAUAAAAAAUAACUACUAUAAUCAGUUUGUCAAUGGCCGUUUAUUAUUAUAAUUUAUUUAUCUAUUUUCAAAAUAAGACCAUUACUUUAUAUAACACGCUAAAAGAUUUUUUUCCUUGGUUUUACAUUUCUUUAUUCAUUUUUAUAUUAACAUAUUAAGUCCCAUUAAUAUAUAGAGAGCAAUAUUAAUGAAAUACAAUUUAGGCCUCAGAAAUUUUUUUUUUAAUGAUUUUCAAUUUAGAGAAACAUUGAAACUACUUUCUAGUUAAAUAAACAAAGCUUAUAGUAUGUUGUUAGUUAUAAAUAUAAAAAAGAUAGAACGCAUCAAAACAACGAACGUGCAAGAAAAAAACUUGCACCAGCGAACAAACGACAGUAAAAAUAGAAUUGAGGAAAAAAAACAAUAAUUAUCUGUAAUGUAGCAUCCGAGAGGACAGCAAGAGGAAAGUUUUCAUAAUCCGUGUGGGUCAAGUAGUCCUUAAAUGUGGCCAGCCACUCAACUCAUAAGGUCGCUGUGUUUGCUUUAAAAGGUCGUACAGGCUGCCUCUUGUGAAAACCUGGUCAGUCAAUCCUUUCCCCGCCCGUCACGCCUAUGGAAAGUUUGUUUGUUGUUUGUUGUUUGUUUUCUGAUCUCGCCACAAACUAUCGGUGGUCGCCCUGGGCUAUGUCUACACAAAUUUAAUUUUUUUUUUUUUUUUUUUUUUAAGUAGCAGUUUAGACCUGGUCUUCCUGUAAUACGUUUAUAUUAACAUGGCCCAAUUUAAAAUGUUACACUGUGGCAUGGUCGCCCGGGGAUAUGUCUAUAGAAAUGUAAACAGUUUUUUUUUUUUAAUUAACACUUCAAACAUGAAGUAAAUCAGUAAGGUUCAGGAGAAAAAUGUUAAACUUCAUUUCAAAACUCAACGACAUGAAGUCGGGAGUCAGAAGUCAACGAAAAUAUUUUUUCCCCUUAACCACCCUCCCCUCUCCCCAAAAAACACAAUUCUUUGACAUACGAUACUCAUCUUUGUUAGUUCCGUGUGAUAAUUUCUUCAAAUAUAUUUUAUUUUAAAGCAAGACACAAGCUUUGGUUAUUUUUUUAAUUCAAAAAUAGCUAUUGUAUUUUUAAACUGUACUUAUCUCCUCUUCAAAAGGUAGUAAAGCUUUUGUCUCUUUCAGGAAUGAAAGACUUAAAGGCUCUUGGUGGAACAGAAUGCAGUGAAGGUAACAAUGGCUCUGAAACUAACAAGUACAGAGGCUCAACGGAGAACCGUGCUCAUGUAUCGCAUUUCGCAUGUUUUCGUGAUCUACGUAAGUUAAUGUACUUUGUAGAUAGAGCUCGUAAUGAGUACCAAAAUGUUCUGAGCACUGACGUGUUCUGAGCACUGACGUGUUCUGAGCACUGAAGUGUUCCGAGUGCUUGCGCGUUCUGAGCUCUGAGGUGUUCUUAGUACUGAAGAGAUCAUCCGAAGAAACAUAAAUAAUUUCAGUCCAACUCUAUUCACACUAAAUGUUUAUAUCCCCCCCCCUCUUCACUUGACAUACAGCAAUAGAAUGGCUACCUUACUUGGCUUUUCUAAUAUUUAAGUCAUUGAAAUAAUGUUGUUUAUCUUGUUGUUUAAACUUUGUAUCUCUAUUAAGAAAAACGUUUAAACUCAGUUAAUUUUCAUGUUUGUAUUAUCACAAGUAUUUGAGGAAUUAUAUAAUCUAUCAGUUAUUUUUUAUUUCAUUAUUAUUUUUCUUAAAUUUCUCUGUUUUUCUUUUAGUUUUUUUUUCCUUUAUUUUUUUGCCAAAGGGUCAUGAAAAAGAAGGUAAUAAAAAAUAAAUAACACACGAAUUUUUUUUUUUUUUUUUAGAUUUUCCGGAAAUUUUUUUUUUUUUUUUUUUUUUUUUUUUUUUUUUAUUUUUUUUACAAAGUGUAAUUAAAAAGAAGGUAAUAAAAAAUAAAUAACACUCGAAUUUUUUUUUUUUUUUUAGCAUUUCCAGCAACUCCAACCUACGACAACAAUCAUGUAUUCCGGGACAUCAAGUAUUUGUGGAUCGGAGUCGGUCUCAUGUUUCUGUCACUGAUGACAUUUCAGAUCGUCGCCCAUAGGAGACUCCGGUGGAAUCGUGCGGCUGAUGGUCUGGGUACAGUGGCAUUGUAGUUGAACGCUUUGUUUGAUCUUUAGGGGUUCUUGUUUUAUUGCCGGGUUGUGUUUUAAUUUUUGUUCCUUUCUGGUUUUAAAAAAAAAAAAAAAUUAUUUUAUGUUUGUCUGUUGAUGGGAAUGUUGAGCUUAAAGUAAUAUAUUUUUUUUUGAUGUAAUACUAAGUAUAUUUUGAAAACGUAUUCUAAAAGAGUAAAACGUGCAAGGGAAAGUAUCAUUGAAAACAGGAGAUAUUUUUACACAGGUUAAAAAAAAAAAAUCAGAGAACCAAAAACCAGGAAAAGCCCUUCCUUGUCGACUGCAAUACAAUAGUAUCACCUGAUGGUACAUUUGACGAACAGAUCUUUCAAACAUAUCUUGAGGCCUACUGUUUGAUACAGCAUCAGCCAAUGUUUAUCAAUAACGUACCGAUUACAACACUAGCAUAUUAUCUUUUCGAUGUAUUAAUUUUUUUUUUUAAAUAUCAGAAUCUUUCAACAUUUCAUUUUCUACCACCGGGAUCGAAAUCUAUAUGAAAGUAAUCGGCUCCGUGUACGACUUAUGAGUUUGCUCAUGACGUUGCUAUCUGUUUCUGUAGCUUCAAAAAAAAAAUUGAAAAGAAAAAAAAACGCAGAUAUUAACCAUAUUCGAUUUUUCUUACACUAUGUUCAUUAUCUAUUACCUUUUAUUUUCCAGCUAACAAAGGAAGAAUUCGUGGGAAGCUAGAGAGGUAAUAGGAUGAUUUAUUCAAUUAUUAUACGUGCAUGCUCAUGUUAAAGCUGUUUAAAUUAAAUUAAUGCCAUAUGUAAUUUUGCCCAAUAUUUUUAUUUGAAGCUCGGUGAGCUCAGCCAGAGCCUGGGGUACCGUGCUAUAUAAGACUACUGUAAUAAUACUAAUGAUAACAGUUACCUUUUCUAUUGAUUCUUGAAUUUUUAGCCAGUAAACUUUCGGCGAUAUUUAACAAUGCAUUUAUAGAAGUAGAAAUUAAAUCUACAUUAUAUAUUUAUAUAUAUAUAUAUAUAUAUAUAUAUAUAUAUAUAUAUAUAUAUAUAUACAUAAAUGUCAUUUAUACUUUUUAAAAUGUAUUGUUAUACUGAUAAAGGCUUUUGUCUAAAAGUUUGUGUAUUAUGUACAAUUAUUAUUAUAUCUGAAACAUAUUGUUUUCUUGACACAAAUAGUUCGUUUCCAAUUAAUCUACUUUAAAUGUCCUGUCCUUCUAUUUCAAACGUCCAUACACCUUGCCCUUCUAUUGAAUUUAAAUAAGUCACCCCAUAAGAACUUAAUUUGUUCUUGACAGCAUAUUCUACUGGGACUCCUCACUGGUUUCUCGCAGAGAAAGUAAGUAUAUAACACGAUAAAAUGCAUAUUGCAUAGAAUAAACAGAAAGCUGAUUAAAAUUUUCAUUGAAGUAAUCAUUGGUACCAUAUAUACCAUGUCAACUACAACUCAAUGCAGGGUAAAGGAAUAUUCAGCCAGAAUGAAAAUAUAUUUUUGUAAGAUUAAUUUAAUUUCCAGGAUAACCUAAGUAGUGCAGCCAGUAAGGAAUUACGGUAACGACCUCUUCUUGGACCAGAGUUAAUUUAGAUGAAGUGCAUUUUAAGUUGGAAAAAAAGAGGUCAUAUUUGUUGACAUAUGCUCGUUAUACCUAAAUGAAUACUUUCAAUACCAGGUUGACUUUGGUUUAAUAAUCAAUAUACAAGUGUACCGAUAGUGUAUAUUCAAUCAGUGUACACGGGUCUAACGUUAGUAGCUCUGGUGUUUACUGUAAUAAUGUACAGUUUUAGGAUUUGGCUUUAACUUUUAAAACACGUUUCUAUACAGGCAUAUUAUUUUAAACUUGAUAUUGAUUUUUGGAGACAAAUGUUAUUUUAAAAAUAUAGAUACAGGAGAAAGUGACUGCUAUAACUAUUUUUGGCUAUGUUUUUGAAAUAAAUACUUUAAUAUAUUUAAAUCCACCUUUCGUUAACAUGCAAACACAUGGUUUUUUUAACAUAAUAGUGAACUAUUCUAAACUGGACAUUUUUUUUCCCUGUAGUUUCUCAUGCAGCUGCAGGCGCUAAUGACAGUAUAGAACUGAUUGAUUGGAAAGAUCACAGCGAGGUCGUUGAAGAGGUACAGUCAUGUGAACAAGACACUUAUGAAAUCAUCAGCCACGGAUCAAAAGCUAGCUUCGAUGACGCAUGCCUAAGAACCAAUGAUGGAACGGGCCGGGGCAACCAUGUGAGCAACAUGCCAUUCGAGAGUGGGAUCUACGCUGUCAUCAGCGAACGCUUCACUUCGCAGAGAAGCUUGGACGUAUUGAUUUCCGACACACGCGAGAGAGAUGUCCCCGUUCGCGCACAGAGUGCGGAGACUGUAGACUGCAGAAAUCCUGACGUUCAGAUUGACGCUCUCAGAUUGAAAACUAUGAAUACACUUGACGUUCUAUGCAUUGAACCCCCUUUAAUCGAUCCUGGUGCAAGAAUUAAACCAAAAUUUCGCAAAUUUUCAAACUUCGCGGUGUCUGAUAAAAUAAGAGGCGAUGAGACCACACGAGACCCAAGCGCUGGCAACCGUUAUAUCAAAAAAUCGAAUAACGCAUCACAGUUUUCACAUUUUGGAGAUAUUAUGAAAGUUGACAAGGGAGAACUCAAACUGACUCAGUUGAGAAGCCAUGAAGAUUCUCAUGAUGGUUUCACUGCGGUCGUUCAGAGUGAUGACCGAACGUGCGCCUCGCGUGGUAGUGAUAUCAGCAGCAAUCUCCUGUCGGGUCACGAAGCUGCGAUCGAUGGUGCGGCCGAAGAGGUCUACAGCAAGCCGGAGAGCUUCAGCGAGAAUCAUGAUUACGGCAGUCUAACCGGCGACACGCUGGAAGCAAGACACGGAGAUUGCUUACAGAGAAACCAAAACGGCCCAUCGCGAUACGAAUCUGCAGGUCAGGCCGAGGAGUGUGUUAAUGUGGGUGUUGACCUUCCACUCAAUGACCGUUGUGACGCUGCCAGCGCCGAUACAUUGACUUCUGACUUCGUGAUGUCUGUCCCAGUGGAGGGAAAGUGCGUCUUAUCUGAUGACGAACUAUCAGGUCAAGACAUAGACGCAGAUGCAGACAACGCAGAUGAUUACUGGGUACCGGACGGAUACGGUAAUCGGAUCUCGGCGCCGAAUUUUGAUGAAUUCAAUGAACAUUCUAUGAUGGCUGGAGAACAACAAGCGUGAACGGAUGUUAUGGGGGAAGUUAUGAGACGGUCACAAUCGGAGCUAGUUCAAACGUUUGAAAUGUAUCUCAAAGUAAAAUCAAAUAAUUUAUAAUUUAUAGUUAACAGACCUUCUCCACAUAUUAUUUUUCAAUUAAAACAUCUAUUUAACAGGCGAAUCGGAUUUUUUUUUUUGGCUAUAAUGAUCUGUUCUAAAGAAAACAAAUAUUUUAUUCACAGUAUUAAUAUUUAAAUUUUAAUCGCGUAUUUCACAACUGUUACCAUCAUGAAUUUUCUUUUCUGUUUUUAUUAAUAUUAAUUAAUGGGUUUUCAAGCGCUUCUUUUUAAUAUUAGAUAUAAUAUGUAUAUUGUUUUACCAGUAUUCUACCCAACACAUUUUCUUGAAUAAAACAGCUGUAUUUUGACAUGACAAUA